Messenger RNA from Babesia microti strain RI, 1023 nucleotides. RefSeq names its product conserved Plasmodium protein, unknown function. The transcript has 2 exons. The coding region runs from base 1 to 1023 and encodes 340 amino acids. The record is from RefSeq and is a predicted model, not a curated record. Lineage: Eukaryota; Apicomplexa; Aconoidasida; Piroplasmida; Babesiidae.
AUGGAGUCACCUAGGUUCGGGUUAGAUUGCGAUCCUGACUUCAAAUGGUGGGAAAGUGAUAAUGAUACCACAAUAUUGGAUGUGUAUGACACUAAUAAAUUAUACAAAACUAAAUCCCUUCUUACACCCGACAGUAUAAAUGUAAAACAGGGACUUAAUAGUGAUGACCCAACAAAAACACCAUUUGCGAGUCAAAAAAUCGCGAAUAAUGAACCAUACGGAACAGAAUUGAUAGAUUGCAACGCGCUAUCGCGAAAAUUACAUUAUGAAACGGAUCAACCUGUAAUAAAUGUGUGUUUGGAGGCACCUAAAAAAGAAACGAUCGCAGAAAGGAUCCACAAUGGGAAGUUAAUGUUUUAUCAGGAAUUCAUUGAGGCAGAAUUUGCCAAGGAUUAUGUCAAGAUCAAUAACACACCUCUAACAAUUAUACAACCCUCAAGGGCCAUUUGUACUGAGGACGAGUCAGCAAGGGAACCUUUUUCAAAUAACUCCUCAAUUGAUAAACCUCAGCCGGAUACUAAUAUAAAAAAUCAAUCCCCAAACCAAUCGCAUCUAAUACUAGAGAAUGAAAAUUCGCCCAAGUGGUUGAAGCCAAAUGAGUGUAUAGACGAGGUGACAGAUGAUAUCCAAAGAGAAGAACUACUCAAGGGUGAAUUACCUACCUUUUUCAAUACCAUUAAGGUGAAACAAAUACAUCCUAAGGAUAAAAUUGUGAGCUACAAUUGUUUGGCAAAUUAUGCACGAUACGUGGACAAGGUAACUAAAUGCCCACUACUACAAUCAGAAAUGCAAGGAAUAAGUGCAUUUAGCGUGGAUGAGAGAUCGUCAGUUGAUAGUGGAGAUGAAAAUGCACCUAUUAAUGUUUAUAGCGUUAGUGAUAGUCAAAUAAAUAAGGCCAGGGAAAUAUUGAAAGAACGUAAACAAUGUAAGGUAGAGGAGGACAAGAAGUCGAAUUUUAAGAUCGUCAGGAAGCUUCAGAAAUACGAAGAACCAAAGAUCAUAAAAGGGCGCUAUGCCAUAUAG